CCAUGCCGCGGAUUGGUGGCUGGUGGUGGCUUUUUGUCUCGGGAGGUUUUUUUUCUUUUCGCUUCAAUUCGAAAAAUGUCGUCUUCUUCUCCAUCAUGUUCGUCCACUUUAUAGCAGCGGCGGCGGCAAUUACAGUGUGAUCGAGCAUUUGCCGCUGUGAUUGGAGCCGUCGAUGGUGGUGUGGUGAGGAGAUUGAAUUGCCAUCGGAGAGUGGACCAUGGCGGCAGGCGGUGGCGGCGGAUCGAGGAAGGGACCCAAAUCUGUGGACUGGCGCAAGCGCGUCAAGUCUGAGUACAUGCGUCUGCGGCAACUGAAACGCUUCCGCCGUGCUGACGAGGUUAAGAGCGCUUUUUUAGCAAACCGCCACAAGAUCAAGGAUCGCACGGACGUGCUAAACGAGGAAUGGAAGCAGCGUCGGGUUCAGCCCAUCCAGGUCAUGACCCCUGCCAUGCCCGCCUCCGUCUCGAGAAAAUGUGCGGCGGACUGCAUUGUGGGUGGAUUUUCCAGCCAAACCAUCCCUUUGAGGACCCUGAAUGCUGUGGCGUCUAUCCCAGUCAUGUACACAUGGUCUCCGCUUCAACAAAACUUCAUGGUGGAGGAUGAGACGGUUCUGCACAAUAUCCCUUAUAUGGGAGACGAGGUACUGGAGCAGGACGGGGCCUUCAUCGAGGAGCUUAUCAAGAACUACGAUGGCAAAGUGCAUGGCGACAGAGAGUGUGGCUUCAUAAAUGACGAGAUCUUUGUGGAGCUGGUGAAGGCCCUUCUGCAGUAUCCUGAUGAGGAUGAUGACGAAAAUGAAGAUGAAAGAAUGGAAACGGAGGAAGUGGCAGGAGGUUCAGAAGGACUGAAAUCCAAAAAAUUCCCGAACGACAAAAUCUUUGAAGCAAUUUCCAACAUGUUUCCCGAUAAAGGGUCACCUGAUGAGCUGAAAGAAAAGUACCGUGAGCUGACAGAGUUGCAGGACCCUGGCACGCUGCCACCUGAGUGCACACCGAACAUUGAUGGGCCCAACGCACGCUCUGUGCAGCGUGAGCAGAGCCUGCACUCCUUCCACACACUCUUCUGUCGCCGCUGCUUUAAGUACGACUGCUUCCUGCAUCCCUUUCAUGCCACCCCGAACACGUACAAGCGCAAGAACCCUGAGGUCCGAAUGGAGACGGAGCCCUGUGGGGUGGAGUGUUUCAUGCACCUGAAUGGCGCCAAAGAGUUUGCAGAUUCUCUCACCGCUGACCGAAUCAAGACACCACCCAAGAGGCAGCCGGGGCGGCGGCGGGGACGGCAGCCCAAUGGGGGCGGCACGACCAGCCGGCCUGGCACCCCGACCACCAUCUCUGCCACGAGCGUAGCUGGAGAAACGGGCAGCAGUGGGGGCAGUGGCAGCCGACCGGGCACGCCCACCAACAUGGCCCCCGGUGGCGGGAAUGGCGGCGGCGGUGAUAGUGACCGGGAGGGCGGCAGCGAAAGUAGCGGUGGCCAGCCCAGCCGGCCCGGCACCCCGACAACUAUGGCCACGGAAACCAAUCCCAGCACUCCUGCGACCAUCGCCACAGACACGAACCCCGGGACGCCGGUUGUGCUGGCUUCCGAGACCAACCUAGAAACGCCGCUCACAGCUGCCGUCCUGGAGAUGAACCCUGCGACGCCGGCUGCUGCUGGCAGCAGCAUGGCCGAGACAAAGGACACGGACAGUGAUCACGAUGGAGAGGAGGAGGACAAGAAGGAGGACACUGCGAGCUCAUCGGCCACAGAGGAGACCAGUUCGCGAUGUGAGACACCCGUGAGGCUCAAGCCGUCACACUCGACGGACGGCGCUGAUCCCGUGGAGUGGACUGGAGCCGAAGAAUCCCUAUUCCGGGUUUUGCACGGGACUUUCUUCAACAACUUCUGCGCUAUCGCCCGCCUCAUUGAGACCAAAUCUUGUCGACAGGUAUACGAGUUUGCUGUUAAAGAAUCAUCAGUUAUGCCUCGAGUGCCUACUGAUGAUGCCAACACACCCCCUAGAAAGAAGAAGAGAAAGCACAGGCUAUGGGCUGCUCACUGCAGGAAAAUACAGCUAAAGAAAGAUUCGUCAUCCAAUCACGUGUACAACUACCAGCCAUGCGACCACCCGGGCCAGGUGUGUGACAGCUCCUGUCCCUGCGUCAACGCUCAGAACUUCUGCGAGAAGUUCUGCCAGUGCAGCUCUGAGUGUCAGAACCGGUUCCCUGGAUGCCGCUGCAAGGCGCAGUGCAACACCAAGCAGUGCCCUUGCUACCUAGCGGUGCGCGAGUGCGACCCAGACCUGUGCCAGACAUGCGGUGCCGCAGACCACUGGGACAACCGCAAUGUGUCCUGCAAGAACUGCUGCAUCCAGCGUGGCCUCAAGAAACACUUGCUCCUGGCACCAUCCGACGUCGCUGGAUGGGGCAUCUUCAUCAAGGUUCCCGUGCAGAAGAACGAGUUCAUCUCUGAAUAUUGUGGGGAGAUAAUCUCACAAGAUGAAGCAGACCGUCGAGGAAAGGUGUACGAUAAGUACAUGUGUAGCUUUCUUUUCAACCUCAACAACGACUUUGUGGUCGAUGCCACUCGUAAGGGAAACAAAAUCCGGUUUGCCAACCACUCUGUCAGCCCUAACUGCUAUGCCAAAGUGAUGAUGGUGAAUGGGGACCACAGGAUUGGUAUUUUUGCCAAACGAGCCAUACAGACUGGGGAAGAGCUGUUCUUCGAUUACAGGUACAGCCAAGCAGAUGCUCUCAAGUAUGUUGGUAUUGAAAGAGAGAUGGAAAUUAUUUAAUUUUUUACAUUCGUGGCAAAGCUACCUUCUUACCGUUUGCUUUGCAUCUUAAGUGGACACGCUCUAUGUAAUUGAAUUGAAGCCCUUAUCUAACUCUUGUUCGCUUAUUAACUAAUAGCUGCUGUAGCAAUAUACCCAUGUGCAGUUGUGCAAUUUGUAGUGAACAGUCCCUUUGCUGCUGUAUCAGCGAGGUCACUGGUCCUGUUGUGUGAUUUUCUUUAGUUAAAUAAAGCUCCAGUAACCAA
Messenger RNA from Lethenteron reissneri (Far Eastern brook lamprey), 3018 nucleotides. RefSeq names its product enhancer of zeste 2 polycomb repressive complex 2 subunit (gene EZH2). The record is from RefSeq and is a predicted model, not a curated record. Gene Ontology annotation, cellular component: ESC/E(Z) complex; nucleus. Gene Ontology annotation, biological process: heterochromatin formation. NCBI's taxonomy places the organism in Eukaryota, Metazoa, Chordata, Hyperoartia, Petromyzontiformes, Petromyzontidae. Gene Ontology annotation, molecular function: protein binding; histone H3K27 methyltransferase activity; chromatin binding.